Molecule: messenger RNA, 1584 nt
Organism: Elephantulus edwardii (Cape elephant shrew)
Lineage: Eukaryota; Metazoa; Chordata; Mammalia; Macroscelidea; Macroscelididae
Gene: GPS1
Product: G protein pathway suppressor 1
Exons: 14
Coding region: 1-1584 (527 amino acids)
Cellular component (GO): COP9 signalosome
Source: RefSeq, a predicted model, not a curated record
AUGAGGGAUAGCUCGGCCCCCAGCUCGGCCUCCUCUUCAGUGACAGAUCUGUACUGCGCCCCUCCCAGCAGUAGGGCAGACCUCUUCCUGCCGGGCACGGCCGGGGACUUCAGCCUGAGCGCCAGUCUGUCGGCCUGUACGCUGCUUUACGAGGGGGCGGUGGAGCCCAUGCAGAUUGAUGUGGAUCCCCAAGAGGACCCCCAAAAUGCACCUGACAUCAACUAUGUGGUGGAGAACCCCACCCUGGACCUGGAGCAGUACGCAGCCAGCUACAGUGGCCUGAUGCGCAUCGAGCGCCUGCAGUUCAUUGCUGACCACUGUCCGCCACUGCGGGUAGAGGCCCUAAAGAUGGCCCUGUCUUUUGUCCAGAGGACCUUCAAUGUGGACAUGUACGAGGAGAUCCACCGUAAGCUCUCUGAGGCCACGAGGGAGCUGCAGCAUGCCCCCGAUGCCAUCCCUGAGAGUGGUGUGGAGCCUCCGCCCCUGGACACGGCCUGGGUGGAGGCCACAAGGAAGAAAGCACUGCUGAAGCUGGAGAAGCUAGACACAGACCUCAAAAACUACAAGGGCAACUCCAUCAAGGAGAGCAUCAGGCGUGGUCAUGAUGACCUGGGUGAUCACUACCUUGACUGUGGGGAUCUGAGCAAUGCCCUCAAGUGCUACUCACGUGCCCGUGACUACUGCACCAGCGCCAAGCACGUCAUCAACAUGUGUCUUAACGUCAUCAAGGUCAGCGUCUACUUGCAGAAUUGGUCCCAUGUGCUGAGCUACGUCAGCAAGGCUGAGUCCACUCCUGAGAUCGCCGAGCAGCGCGGGGAGCGAGACAGCCAGACCCAGGCCAUCCUCACCAAGCUCAAGUGUGCUGCAGGACUGGCCGAGCUGGCAGCCCGCAAGUACAAGCAAGCUGCCAAGUGCUUCCUGCUGGCCUCUUUCGACCACUGCGACUUCCCUGAGCUGCUUUCCCCAAGCAAUGUGGCUGUGUAUGGGGGCCUGUGUGCCCUGGCCACCUUUGACCGUCAGGAGCUGCAGCGCAAUGUCAUCUCCAGCAGCUCCUUCAAGUUGUUCCUGGAGCUGGAACCCCAGGUCCGAGACAUCAUCUUCAAGUUCUACGAGUCCAAGUAUGCCUCGUGCCUCAAGAUGCUGGAUGAGAUGAAGGACAACCUGCUCUUGGACAUGUACCUGGCCCCCCAUGUCAGGACCCUGUAUACCCAGAUCCGUAACCGAGCCCUCAUCCAGUAUUUUAGCCCCUAUGUGUCUGCUGACAUGCGCAAGAUGGCCACUGCCUUCAACACCACAGUGGCUGCACUGGAGGACGAGCUGACCCAGCUGAUCUUGGAGGGGCUCAUCAACGCUAGGAUCGACUCGCACAGCAAGAUUCUGCAUGCACGUGAUGUGGACCAGCGCAGCACCACCUUCGAGAAAUCUCUCUUGAUGGGCAAGGAGUUUCAGCGCAGGGCUAAGGCCAUGAUCCUGCGCGCUGCAGUGCUGCGCAACCAAAUCCAUGUGAAGUCUCCUCCCCGGGAAGGGAGUCAGGGGGAACUGACCCCAGCCAACAGCCAGUCUCGGAUGAGCACCAACAUGUGA